Molecule: messenger RNA, 204 nt
Organism: Penicillium lagena
Lineage: Eukaryota; Fungi; Ascomycota; Eurotiomycetes; Eurotiales; Aspergillaceae
Product: FAD-binding domain-containing protein
Exons: 1
Coding region: 1-204 (67 amino acids)
Molecular function (GO): oxidoreductase activity; flavin adenine dinucleotide binding
Source: RefSeq, a predicted model, not a curated record
AUGGGAACCUAUCUCAACGAAGCUGAUAGAGCUGAUCCUGAUUGGAAGCAGGAUUGGUUCGGAGAUAAAUAUCAGUGGCUCAGCUCGGUCAAGAAGAAGUAUGAUCCGAGUGAGGUGUUCUGGUGCUGGCACUGUGUCGGAAGUGAGGACUGGGAAAAGGUGAAGGGUGGAACGAUGUAUGGACCUUUGUGCCAGACGAACUGA